GCGGCCGCUCUGAGGGGAGUGCGGGAUGGUGGCGGCGCCGCCGGGGCCCGCCCGCCCGCCCGCACAUGGCGCGGCCCGGAGGCGGCGGCGGGGCAGCGCCCGGGGCCGCUGAGCCGGAGCGGAUCGGAGCGGGACGCCAAGGAGAAGCGGCCGGUGCCCCGCCGGCGCUGAUUUGGAGCCUGGGGACGGGGCUGUCCCGGGGGAUCUCCGCGGGGUGAGAGAAUGAAGAAGCCGGCCGGGCAGCAGCAGGAUGGGGCGGCAGGACCUCCCACGCGCUGACGGGCCCCCGCCGAUGCUCCCGUGGCCGCUGGCCCUGCUGGCCCUGAGCGCGUGCUGCCGCUGGGGAGUGGCCGGCGGGGCGGGCAGCACCGUGCCCCAGGGCCAUGCAGCCCCCGCCACCCCCUCCUCUUCCUCCUCGUCCUCCUCUCCCUCCGUGCGGGCGCCCCUCGACUGGCUCCUCACCGACAGGGGACCCUUCUACCGGGCGCAGGAGUACGUGGACUUCGUGGAGCGCUACCGGCAGGGUUUCACCACCAGGUACAGGAUCUACAGAGAGUUUGCUCGUUGGAAGGUGAACAAUUUGGCCUUGGAGAGGAAAGAUUUUUUCAGCCUUCCGCUUCCCCUGGCCCCUGAAUUCAUCCGCAACAUCCGACUGCUGGGGCGCCGGCCCAGCCCGCAGCAGAUCACCGACAGCCUCAUCAAAAAGUAUGGGACACACUUCCUGCUGGCUGCCACGCUGGGAGGAGAGGAGUCCCUGACCAUUUUUGUGGACAAGCGCAAGCUGAGCCGGAGGGCAGAGCCUGCGGGGGGCGCUGGGAACAGCUCGGGGGUCUCGCUGGAGACCCUGCACCAGCUGGCAGCCUCCUACUUCAUCGACCGGGAGAGCACCCUGCGCCGGCUGCACCACAUCCAGAUCGCCACGGCCGCCAUCAAGGUGACAGAAACACGGACAGGGCCACUUGGCUGCAGCAACUAUGACAACCUGGACUCGGUGAGCUCUGUCCUGGUGCAGAGCCCUGAGAACAAAGUGCAGCUCCAAGGGCUGCAGACGGUGCUCCCCUCCUACCUGCGGGAGAGGUUCGUGGCGGCCGCUCUCAGCUACAUUGCCUGCGGCUCUGCCGGGGAGCUGCUGUGCCGCCGGAGCGACUGCCGCUGCCAGUGCCAGCCCGCCUUCCCCCGCUGCAACUGCCCCGAGGCCGACAUCCAGGCGCUGGAGAGCAGCCUGGCCCAGCUGGGGAGAGCCUGGGAGAGCCACCACAGCCAGUUCGAGGAGUCAGAGGAGUUUCAGGCACUGGUGAAAAGACUGCCCACAGACCGUUUCCUGAACAGGACAGCCAUCUCCCACUUCUGGACCAUGGAUCUGGAUGUCCAGCAUCGCUACCAACAGCUGGGCACCAGCCUGAAGCUGCUCUCCAGGAAAACCUACCGGCUCAUCCGGCGGCUCUUCAACCUCAGCAAACGCUGCCACCGCCAACCUCGCUUCAAGCUGCCAAAGGAGAGGUCCCUCCCUUACUGGUGGAGCCGCGCGCAGUCGCUCCUGUACUGCAGCGAGACCACCGUGCCUGGGACGUUCCUGGAAGAAAGCCACAGCUGUACGUGUCCCUCGGAGCAGCCCUCCUGCCAGGGCUCCGUACCGUGUGCCUUGGGCGAGGGGCCAGCCUGUGCCAGCUGCGACCAGGACAACAGCACCCGCUGCGGGGCCUGCAACCACGGCUACGUGCUCACCCAGGGCUUCUGCCGCCCCGAGGUGGCCGACUCGCUGGAGCACUACCUGGGGCUGGAGACCGACCUGCAGGACCUGGAGCUCAAGUACCUGCUGCAGAAGCGGGACAGCCGCAUCGAGGUGCACUCCAUCUUCAUCAGCAACGACCUGCGCCUGGGCAGCUGGUUCGACCCCUCCUGGAGGAAGCGCAUGCUCUUGACCCUCAAGAGCAACAAGUACAAGCCCGGGCUGGUUCACGUCAUGCUGGCCCUCUCUCUGCAGAUCUGCCUCACCAAGAACAGCACCCUGGAGCCCGUCAUGGCCAUCUAUGUCAACCCCUUUGGGGGAAGCCACUCAGAGAGCUGGUUCAUGCCUGUCAACGAGGGCAGCUUCCCAGACUGGGAAAGGACUACCGUGGAUGCCUCUGCCCAGUGCCAAAACUGGACGAUCACCUUGGGCAACAAGCGGAAGACCUUCUUUGAAACGGUCCACGUCUACUUGCGGAGCCGCAUCAAGUCUCUGGAUGACAGCUCCAAUGAGACAAUCUACUACGAACCCUUGGAGAUGUCAGAUCCCUCCAAGAACCUGGGCUACAUGAAAAUCAACAGCUUGCAAGUCUUUGGCUACAGCCUGCCCUUUGAGCCGGACGCUAUCCGUGACCUGAUCCUCCAGCUGGACUACCCCUACACCCAGGGCUCCCAGGACUCAGCCAUGCUGCAGCUGCUGGAGAUCAGGGACAGGGUGAACAGGCUCUCACCCCCCGGCAAAAUCCGCCUCGACCUCUUCACUUGCUUGCUCCGGCACCGGCUCAAGCUGGCCAACAACGAGGUGGCGAGGAUCCAGUCGUCCCUGAGGGCCUUCAGCGCCAAGCUGCCCAACACGCUGGAGCAGGAGACGGGCAAGCUGUGCAGCUAGCGGCCGGGAGCGUCACACCUCGGCCAGGGGCUGCGAGGAAGGACUCCCUGGGGAGGAGAGAGAAACAACCACCCUAAAAAUUUAAAUCAAGGCCUUACCUUAGUGCCAACUGCGUGCUUCCAUGGGACACCCAGCAACCGGCCAAAGAGACGCAGGGCUCAAGAAGAUGGAGGAUGCCAGUGGGACUGAGGAGGGAUGGCUCAUGCAGUGCACACUGGCUCGGGGUGCGGGGACAAUGCCGCUCUGGCCACCACGGGGGUGUGCUAAUGGCCCAGGGGGGUGUGGCUUGGCCAGAGGCAGCUGCUGGUCCCGCCAGAGCAGGUGCUUAACCCACAGUAAGGAUCCCUCAGUGGCAGCCUCCUUGCCACCACAGCUUUUGUAGUCUUUUUAAGAGGUUUCUACUGGCACCUUUGCCUUUGCAUCCCCCAUGAUCCACCCUGCAGCUGUGCCCUUGCACACGGUGCUGGUGGGGGUCCAAGCACAGGGGAGGCCCUGGAGACUUAGCGGGUCUGCCCUGGGGCCUCUCCACGAGCACCUCGUGUCUGCUGCAGUGCUGAGGCACUCUCUCACCCCUUGCCUGGGAAGGACCUGGCACCUGCUCCAGGGAUGCUGCCAUCACAGACACUGGCAGAGACCUCUGGGCCAUGAUUCCCUACAAAACAACAACAAAAAAACCCCCACAACAACAACAUAAAAAACCUAAUGCAAAAGAAAGAAAAGGAAAAUGUUUUAUUUAUGUAUUUAUUUAUUUGGUUUGUUUGGGACAGGUUUUUUUUAAGCCUAUUCAUUUGGGGAGUGUCAUUUCUUGUCAGUGGCUCCAGCCAAGAGACAUCUUAGUAAAAUGUAUCUGUUUAAUAUAUUUUUUAAAAAACGCCUUUUUUGAGCAAAAGAGCAACCAAAACCAACUGAGAUUAAAAAAAAAAAAAAAAAAAAAAAAGAA
Messenger RNA from Prinia subflava (tawny-flanked prinia), 3557 nucleotides. It is a transcript of the gene BRINP2, whose product is annotated as BMP/retinoic acid inducible neural specific 2. Gene Ontology annotation, cellular component: neuronal cell body; cytoplasm; dendrite. The record is from RefSeq and is a predicted model, not a curated record. Gene Ontology annotation, biological process: positive regulation of neuron differentiation; cellular response to retinoic acid; nervous system development. The coding region runs from base 251 to 2617 and encodes 788 amino acids. The transcript is spliced from 8 exons. Lineage: Eukaryota; Metazoa; Chordata; Aves; Passeriformes; Cisticolidae.